CUUCUAGGAACAAAUUACACAAUUUUCCAUCUUUACUCAUCGUUUUAGCAUCAAAAUUUCUCCGUGGAGAUUUCUUGGAUUCAUCAUCAUCAUCAUCAUCUAUCCUGUUGCUCAAAGAUGCUCAAGGUCCCUGAACACCAAGUUGCUGGUCACAUUGCCAUAGAUGGGAAGCUUGGUCCGCUCGUAGACGACCAAGGCCGAUUCUUCAAGCCACUUCAGGAUGAUGCUCGUGGUGAAAACGAGGCUAAGUUCUAUGAGUCUUUCUCGGCGAACAAGAAUGUUCCAGAUCACAUCCAUAGAUACUUCCCGGUGUAUCACGGUACUCAGUUAGUCGAAGCAUCUGAUGGAUCUGGCAAGCUUCCACACAUGGUUCUUGAGGAUGUUGUUUCCGAGUACUCAAAUCCGUCGAUAAUGGAUGUUAAGAUUGGAUCUAGAACAUGGUAUCCGGAUGUGUCGGAAGAAUACUUCAAGAAAUGCAUAAAGAAAGAUAGAGAGACCACUACGGUUUCGUUGGGGUUCAGGGUUUCAGGUUUUAAGAUUUUUGACCACCAAGAAUCGAGUUUUUGGAGACCCGAGAAGAAGGUUGUUCUUGGGUACAAAGUGGAUGGUGCUAGAUUGGCUCUGAAGAAGUUUGUGUCAUCGAACUCUCCUGUUGAGUCUAAGUCAAUGCCAAACUGUGCUUUUGCGUCAGAGGUUUAUGGCGGUCCUAAUGGGAUCUUAGCGCAAUUGUUGGAGCUUAAGGCUUGGUUUGAAACCCAAACGAUCUACCAUUUCAAUUCUUGCUCGAUUCUGAUGGUGUAUGAGAAUGAUUCGAUGUUGAUGAAAGGAGGGGAUGAUGCGCAGAUGCCUCGGGCACAAGUAAAGCUGGUGGAUUUCGCUCAUGUUCUUGAUGGAAAUGGUGUCAUCGACCACAAUUUCUUGGGUGGAGUCUGCUCUUUCAUAAAAUUCAUCCAAGAUAUUCUUGAAACCGACACUUCCCAGCUUGAAAACGGGCACUAGAGAAGCGUGUUUCUUUCUCACUAUGUUUCGAAUAAUCUCCAGUUUCUUCCUUCCUUGGGCGCUAAUUGGGUUUUAAACUUUUGUCCCCUUCAAUUGUAUAAUUUGGUUUAUACCUACCUAACCAAACCGUUGUACUGUACUUUUCUUUUGAGUAAUAUCGAAAUUUCCAUGGAA
This is a messenger RNA of Eutrema salsugineum, 1173 nucleotides long. RefSeq names its product inositol polyphosphate multikinase beta. The transcript is spliced from 2 exons. NCBI's taxonomy places the organism in Eukaryota, Viridiplantae, Streptophyta, Magnoliopsida, Brassicales, Brassicaceae. Gene Ontology annotation, biological process: inositol phosphate biosynthetic process. Gene Ontology annotation, molecular function: inositol-1,4,5-trisphosphate 3-kinase activity; inositol tetrakisphosphate kinase activity. Gene Ontology annotation, cellular component: cytoplasm; nucleus. Bases 118 to 999 code for a protein of 293 amino acids. The record is from RefSeq and is a predicted model, not a curated record.